AUGACAAUGUCGAUGGUUAUCUGCAAACCAUCUCAACCUUUUCUCCAAAUUCGCAAUUCUUGUAAAAGUUCUAGGCCUCCAUCUAAAGAUAAGGUGGUGGUUGUUUUGGGAGCCACUGGCACGGGUAAGUCCAGACUCUCCAUCAAUCUUGCUACGCGAUUUCACGGGGAGGUGGUCAAUGCAGAUAAAAUACAAGUCUACGAGGGAUUGGACGUGAUUACAAACAAAAUUACAGAUGAAGAGAGUUGUGGUGUGCCGCACCACCUUUUGGGAUUCAUGAAUCCUGCGGCAGAUUUUACAAGUACUGAUUUUUGUGACAGGGCUUCCUCUGCUUUGGCCUCUGUAGUGGAACGACGACGAGUUCCUAUUAUUGCAGGAGGCUCAAAUUCGUACAUUGAGGCUCUCGUUGACAGUAAGAUGCAUGGAUUUCAUUCGAGGUACGACUGUUGUUACCUAUGGCUGGAUGUCUCAAUGCCAGUGCUACACCAAGUUAUAUCGGAACGUGUUGACGUGAUGGUUGACAAGGGGAUGGUGGAAGAGGCCAGGCAAUAUUUCAACCCGAAUGGUGAUUAUUCAAAGGGGAUAAGGAGGGCCAUUGGGGUGCCUGAGUUUGAUUAUUACUUUCGAGUUGAGGCAUUUGCGGAUGAAGAAACUAGGACAAGGCUGCUGCAGAAAGCUAUAUAUGAUGUGAAGAUAAACAGUUGCAGAUUAGCUUGUCGUCAGCUAGAAAAGAUUUUACGACUGAGGAACGACAAGGGAUGGAAUAUUUACAGGCUUGAUGCCACUGACGCGUUGCAGAAGAAUGCCAAGGAGUCCAGUAAGGCAUGGAAGGAGCUUGUUCUGGAGCCGAGCAUGAAAAUUGUAAACAAAUUUCUUACCACUCCUGGCCCCAACAUAUAUACUAAUAAAGUACCAACACUGACAGCCAUGGCUGCUUCAAUCCGCUAA
Daucus carota subsp. sativus is the source of this 948-nucleotide messenger RNA. RefSeq names its product adenylate isopentenyltransferase 3, chloroplastic. Gene Ontology annotation, biological process: tRNA modification; cytokinin biosynthetic process. The transcript has a single exon. Gene Ontology annotation, molecular function: tRNA dimethylallyltransferase activity. Gene Ontology annotation, cellular component: mitochondrion. The record is from RefSeq and is a predicted model, not a curated record. Lineage: Eukaryota; Viridiplantae; Streptophyta; Magnoliopsida; Apiales; Apiaceae. Bases 1 to 948 code for a protein of 315 amino acids.